AUGACUGGGAGGAGGCAGCAGGGUUUGACGUGGUGUGGAGGAAGAGAGGAGCCUUCGGAGGAAGCAGCGCCGCAGCCGCCCGCCCGCUCCUCGGCGCGCAGGAAGCCGCCCUGCUCCGGGAGAGGGGCCGGCACCGGCACCGGCACCUGCCUGGCGUCGGGAGGGGUCGCGUGCCGUGAAGGGGGCUCUGGAAGGAAGCGGCGUGGAAAGGGACGCGUUUCUGCCCUGUCACUGAGCGGCCUGCUGCCAGAAGCCAGGUCCCAAGAUCCUGAAAAUGAUACUAGCAACUAUGAUCAGUUCAAUAACAUGGAUUUCCUUUGUACAAUGGAAAAUGAUGAAAAUGGGGAUGAGUUGUAUAUCUGUUCCAACCCAAGAGAAGCUUAUGCUAGAAUAGCUGGAUUAAUAGAAUAUGUGUUCAAAGAUCAUCAGGAGAACCAGCAGGAAGACACUUUUGCAGGGAACCUUACCUGGGAUGAACCUCAACUGGCUGUUGAAAACACUGAGAAAUUUACUGAUGUGAAGAUGCAGAAAAGUCACAAACGAACUGCCUUAGGCUCUGCAGAGAGUUGCUCUGAUGUUUCAGAACCCAAAUACAAGAAAAUUGGUGAGUUAUUGGAUGGAUAGGAAAUAAUCA
Molecule: messenger RNA, 634 nt
Organism: Tinamus guttatus (white-throated tinamou)
Lineage: Eukaryota; Metazoa; Chordata; Aves; Tinamiformes; Tinamidae
Source: RefSeq, a predicted model, not a curated record